GGGCGGGCGGGGUCCAAUGGGUGCCGGCUCCCGAGGAGAGGGCGGAGGAGAGGAGGAAGGAGGCGGACUCUGGGCCCCGGCCCCAUUCAUUGCCGCGGCCGGCGGGGCGAGGGUCCCGUGUUUUCGGAGUCAUGGAGGCGCUAAUUCCCGUUAUCAACAAGCUCCAGGAUGUCUUCAACACGGUAGGCGCCGACAUCAUCCAGUUGCCUCAGAUCGUCGUGGUGGGAACGCAGAGCAGUGGAAAGAGCUCAGUACUAGAAAGCCUGGUGGGGAGGGACCUGCUUCCCAGAGGCACUGGUAUUGUCACCCGGAGACCUCUCAUUCUGCAGCUAGUCCAUGUUUCACCCGAAGAUAAGCGAAAAACAACAGGAGAAGAAAAUGACCCUGCUACAUGGAAAAACUCAAGACACCUUUCUAAAGGGGUUGAAGCAGAAGAAUGGGGUAAAUUUCUUCACACCAAAAAUAAGCUUUACACGGAUUUUGAUGAAAUUCGACAAGAAAUUGAAAAUGAAACCGAAAGGAUUUCAGGAAAUAAUAAGGGAGUAAGCCCUGAGCCAAUUCAUCUUAAGAUUUUUUCACCCAAUGUUGUCAAUCUGACACUUGUGGAUUUGCCAGGAAUGACCAAGGUGCCUGUAGGUGAUCAACCUAAGGAUAUUGAGCUUCAAAUCAGAGAGCUCAUUCUUCGGUUCAUCAGUAAUCCAAAUUCCAUCAUCCUUGCUGUCACUGCUGCUAAUACAGAUAUGGCAACAUCAGAGGCACUUAAGAUUUCAAGAGAGGUAGAUCCAGAUGGUCGCAGAACCUUAGCUGUAAUCACUAAACUUGACCUCAUGGAUGCGGGUACUGAUGCCAUGGAUGUAUUGAUGGGAAGGGUUAUACCAGUCAAACUUGGAAUAAUUGGAGUAGUUAACAGGAGCCAGCUAGAUAUUAACAAUAAGAAGAGUGUAACUGAUUCAAUCCGUGAUGAAUAUGCUUUCCUUCAAAAGAAAUAUCCAUCUCUGGCUAAUAGAAAUGGAACAAAGUAUCUUGCUAGGACUCUAAACAGGUUACUGAUGCAUCACAUCAGAGAUUGCUUACCAGAGUUGAAAACAAGAAUAAAUGUUCUAGCUGCUCAGUAUCAGUCUCUCCUAAAUAGCUAUGGUGAACCUGUGGAUGAUAAAAGUGCUACUUUACUCCAACUUAUUACCAAAUUUGCCACAGAAUAUUGUAACACAAUUGAAGGAACUGCAAAAUAUAUUGAAACUUCAGAGCUAUGCGGUGGUGCUAGGAUAUGUUAUAUUUUCCAUGAGACUUUUGGGCGAACUUUAGAAUCUGUUGACCCACUAGGUGGCCUUAACACUAUUGACAUUUUGACUGCCAUUAGAAAUGCUACUGGCCCUCGCCCUGCUUUGUUUGUGCCUGAAGUUUCAUUUGAGUUACUGGUCAAGCGGCAAAUCAAACGUCUGGAAGAACCCAGCCUGCGUUGUGUGGAACUGGUUCAUGAGGAAAUGCAAAGGAUCAUUCAGCACUGUAGCAAUUACAGUACACAGGAGUUGUUGAGGUUUCCUAAACUUCAUGAUGCCAUAGUUGAAGUAGUGACUUGUCUUCUUCGUAAACGGUUGCCUGUUACAAAUGAAAUGGUCCAUAACUUAGUGGCAAUUGAAUUGGCUUAUAUCAACACAAAACAUCCAGACUUUGCUGAUGCUUGUGGGCUAAUGAACAAUAAUAUAGAGGAACAAAGGAGAAACAGGCUAGCAAGAGAAUUACCUUCAGCUGUGUCACGAGACAAGUCUUAUAAAGUUCCAAGUGCUUUGGCACCUGCCUCCCAGGAGCCCUCCCCUGCUGCUUCUGCUGAGGCUGAUGGCAAGUUAAUUCAGGACAGCAGAAGAGAAACUAAAAAUGUUGCAUCUGGAGGCGGUGGGGUUGGAGACGGUGUUCAAGAACCAACAACAGGCAACUGGAGAGGAAUGCUGAAAACUUCAAAAGCUGAAGAGUUAUUAGCUGAGGAGAAAUCAAAGCCCAUUCCAAUUAUGCCAGCCAGUCCACAAAAAGGCCAUGCUGUGAAUCUGCUGGAUGUGCCUGUUCCUGUUGCACGAAAACUAUCUGCCCGUGAACAGCGAGAUUGUGAGGUCAUUGAACGACUCAUCAAAUCGUAUUUUCUUAUUGUCAGAAAGAAUAUUCAAGACAGUGUGCCAAAGGCAGUAAUGCAUUUUUUGGUUAAUCAUGUGAAAGAUACUCUUCAGAGUGAGUUAGUAGGACAGCUGUAUAAAUCAUCCUUACUGGAUGAUCUUCUGACUGAAUCUGAGGACAUGGCACAGCGCAGGAAGGAAGCAGCUGACAUGCUGAAGGCAUUACAAGGAGCCAGUCAAAUAAUUGCUGAAAUCCGAGAGACUCAUCUUUGGUGAAGAGAAUUAUAUAAUACUGAGACUUUGUUGACUCGAAAUCUGCUAGUUACUGCCUACUUGAGUAGAAUUUUAUUUAUGAACUCCUGUGUAUUGCAAUGGUAUGAAUCUGCUCAUGUGAAGAGACUGGCUAUAAACUGAAAAUUUUACUCUGUAUUGCAGAACAAAUCAUACAUUUAAUCCAAAUAAUAAAUGGCUGUUUCUCAAGUUGCCUAGUACAUACAAAAUACAUCAAGUCUUUCUUGUGACUGUUUCAUUUGAACUUAAAAAGAGCUGUUAAUGUUCUAGUUGUACAAGCAGUUUGCCUGUGGAUAAGAUGACCUGUGUAAUGUUAGUUAGUAGUCUUAAAGCUGCUGCCAUAGUCCUUCAAGAACGCACCAAGACACCAUUUCCUACAACUGUAAUGCAUGCACAGUAUAAAACUGGUCUGGCUUUGAAAGAUGAUGUGAGUUGAUGAGUUACUCAAAGUCACUGUAUUCCAUCUGUCCUUCGAUUUAUAGUUUUAUUGAGCUUCUCUGCAACCUUUGAUGUGUUAGUAAGAAAGAUCUGGAACAUUGACAGUGACGCAGUAUGCAUAAUGUGUAGCCACGCAGCCCUUUCACUUCUGGGCCCACAUUGCCCUAGUGUGUUAAAAAUCAAAAUAUCUUUGAUCCUUUUGUAAACCUGGAAGCAUGAAUUACAUUUUCCUGCAUUAAAAACAAUCAUCUAGACUUGAUUUUCAAAUAUAAUAAUUCAGAUACACCUUUAAAUUAGGUCACUUAGACCAUGCUCCAAGAUUCACUUGGAGGUGGGACUUAAAACCAAAUCCUGUGCUGAUCAUUGAAGUAUAUCUUCUCUAUUGGUAAAGAAAAGUAACUUUUACUUCACACCAACAAAAUACAUUAGAAAAUACUGGUGAAACUCUCUAUAAUAAAUAAUCUAAAGAAAAAUACCUGGACACAGCCACACAUCUGAAGGCUUAGACUACUAAAAUGCAUUCAGAGGUUGGGGGUGAGGUUUACAACAUAUUCAUAUUUUAUUAAAAUUCCCCAGGUGAUUCUUGAUAUGAAUUACAUUAUAAAUUUUGAGACAGGUCAAAAUCCUUAAGGCACCUAGCUCCAUCUCUAACAGAUACUAUAUCUGUGAUACAUAAUUUACUGAACAUGUUAACAUUUCUCAAGUUAUGACAUAUAUGAAGGACUCAUGGCAGGCAACAUGUCUGUUAACUUGAGCUUAUGGCACCCAUUUACUAGCAAACAACAGGCUCAGCAACUGAUCUCAAACAUAAACAGUCUUCUAGGAUUGGUACUAUUCACAAAGUAGUACCGUAUCUUGAUAGAAUGCACACUACCUAAGUGUCCGUUAGCACACACUUUAAAGUCACUUUGCCAUUCUUCAACAUCAGUAUAGCCAUCCAUGAUUUAACCUCAGAUACAUCAGAUGACUACCAUUUCAGCCUUUUGAAUUUGUAAGGGGGGAAAAACUUACCAUUCUCCACUCUAUCAAACAUUUCAAAUUGAAGAUGUUACCUUUAAAGAUAGGCUAUGGUACCAUACUUGCUGGCACUACACACCUUGUGCAAGGAAAGCAAAAGCAAGAAAGGUAAGGGAAGUUACAAAACCUUCCUUUACUGGCUCUCAAACUGAGUGAAGCUCUGGUCUGUUGAGACGAUCUGACGUUUACAGUGGACACCUGUAUGUUCUUGCUAUGUAAAUAAAAUUGCUGGUAUGUAUGA
This is a messenger RNA of Zalophus californianus (California sea lion), 4092 nucleotides long. It is a transcript of the gene DNM1L, whose product is annotated as dynamin 1 like. The transcript is spliced from 21 exons. The record is from RefSeq and is a predicted model, not a curated record. Gene Ontology annotation, cellular component: membrane; microtubule; mitochondrion. Gene Ontology annotation, biological process: mitochondrial fission; mitochondrial fragmentation involved in apoptotic process. The coding region runs from base 132 to 2381 and encodes 749 amino acids. Lineage: Eukaryota; Metazoa; Chordata; Mammalia; Carnivora; Otariidae. Gene Ontology annotation, molecular function: microtubule binding; GTP binding; GTPase activity.